CAGCACUCGACCUUCACACCCACCAGAGACUCAAUUGCGACUCCACCAUGGCCAAGCCCGACAAGAAGACCAUCACGGCGCCGGCCAAUGUUCAGACCGACCUCGAUCUCGUCCAGGCGUUCCUCAAACAAAACGGCCACGAGAGUGCGGCCAGCAGCCUCACGGACUACGCAGCCUGGGCCACAAAGCAGGCUAACAAGUCUGAUGCUAUGGACGUAGACGAGAAGAGCGCCAGCAGCAGCGAUGCAAGCAGCGACAGCAGUUUGGACAGCGACUCCAGCAGUGACUCUAGCAGCGCGUCCGAGGCAGAGACUAAGAAGCCGGCGAAGAAGGCCAAGAAGGUCGCAAAGAAGGACGACUCAAGUUCCAGCAGCGACUCCAGCUCGGAUGAGUCCUCCGACUCGGACAGCUCUUCUGACGAGGAGGCUGCACCAGCGCCCAAGAAGGCGAAGAAGGCAAAGAAGGCCAAGUCGGUUUCCUCUUCGUCUGCCUCCUCCUCCAGCGACUCCAGCGACUCCAGCGACGACUCCAGCAGCGAGGCUGAGGCUGAGCCCGCCAACGUGCCCCUCCCCAAGUCCGACGACUCGUCGAGCGCCUCCAGCGAUUCGGACAGCUCUUCAGACAGCGACAGCGACAGCGACAGCAGCAGCUCUGAGUCCGAGGAUGAGAAGCCCGCGAAGGCUAAGAAGGCCAAGAAGGCUGCCUCGGUCUCUUCAUCGUCAGCAUCGAGCUCCUCCGACAGCGACAGCGAUUCUGACGGUGAGCCUGCGAAGAAGGACGACUCAUCUUCAUCCUCCAGCGACUCGAGCUCCGACAGCGACUCCGACAGCGACUCCGACUCCGACUCCGACUCCUCGGAUGACGAGAAGACCACAGCCGCCAACCGCAAGGGCUCAGACUCUUCUGCAACCCUCGCAGCAGCAUCGCCGCCUGCUCCCAGCAACAACAAGCGCAAGCGCGACGGCGAGGAUGAGCAGCCCAACAAGAAGCGCAGUCACGUCGAGAACCGCUUCCAGCGCAUCAAGCCCGAUGUCGACGUCCGCCCCGAGCUUGCCAGUAACGCCUACGUUUCGUACGACUACGCCGACCGCGCGCACGCCAAGUUGAUUGUCACCAAGGGCAAGGGCUUCACAAAGGAGAAGAACAAGGGCAAGAGGGGCUCGUACCGCGGUGGCAUGAUUGACACAUCCGGCGGCAAGGGCUUCAAGUUUGAGGACUAGAGGAUGAAGAGAGACAUGGGUUGACAGUGGACAUGCAAACACGUUUUGGCGGGUGCAUUACAUUGCAUUAUAGAAGGAUGCACGGCUUCUCGGCGUGUACGAUUGGCGAACAGGAGUUACCGGCAGCGCAAAAGUUAUCAUACCCUUUUGGCGGCACGCGCCGCAGCGAUUUUGGAGGAGACGAGCCGUCAUGUUGAUAUAGAGCGACUUGUGUAGUAAACAGCAUAUACAGAUAGAAUCACGCAACAUGUUCAAGUAGCCUCC
Macroventuria anomochaeta is the source of this 1484-nucleotide messenger RNA. RefSeq lists its product as uncharacterized. Gene Ontology annotation, cellular component: nucleoplasm; nucleolus. NCBI's taxonomy places the organism in Eukaryota, Fungi, Ascomycota, Dothideomycetes, Pleosporales, Didymellaceae. The coding region runs from base 48 to 1220 and encodes 390 amino acids. The record is from RefSeq and is a predicted model, not a curated record. The transcript has a single exon.